Messenger RNA from Ilex paraguariensis (yerba mate), 333 nucleotides. Lineage: Eukaryota; Viridiplantae; Streptophyta; Magnoliopsida; Aquifoliales; Aquifoliaceae. The record is from the annotation of a GenBank genome assembly.
AUGCCUCCUAAACUGGCAAAAGAGGUUUUUGCAAUGAGGAGGAGAAGGGCAAACAUAAGGACUGAAACUUAUGUAAUAAUGAAACCUGGACAGAAUGAGGAGUUUGUUUCUAAGGAUGAAUUGAGGGACAGGUUGAAGGGUAGGCUCGAAAACCGGCCAAGCAAGGCCCUGCCACUUGACCUUGGUAGAUUUGAAACCAUCGAUGAUGCUGUUUCCUACCAAGUAAGGUCUGUCUGUGAACUUUUGAAAUCGAUGGAGAUGUUGGUUCAAUCCAAUGGUAUGAAGUUCGUUUGGAGUCAGAAUCAAACAUUUGAUUUUGAUGUAGACCCAUGA